GUGGACACUAGCCUACAAAAUGGCUUUACCCCAGGCAUGAAACUGGAAGUUGCUGUUAAACCUGGCCCUGACACAUACUGGAUUGCUACAAUCAUUACAACCUGUGGGCAGUUACUGCUAUUGCGAUAUGAUGGUUAUGGAGAGGACCGCAAAGCUGAUUUCUGGUGUGAUAUCAUGACAGCUGAUUUGCACCCAGUUGGCUGGUGUGAGCAGAAUAAGAAGAUACUUAAAGUUCCUGAAGGCAUCAAGGAUAAAAUUUCUAACCAGGUGGAAUUUCUUCAACAGACUUUAAAAGGAGCAUGCAGUGCCCCUGCCAAUCUUCUUGACAGG
This is a messenger RNA of Sceloporus undulatus (fence lizard), 330 nucleotides long. Its product is annotated as scm-like with four MBT domains protein 1. The record is from RefSeq and is a predicted model, not a curated record. Gene Ontology annotation, biological process: regulation of DNA-templated transcription. The annotation marks the transcript as partial. NCBI's taxonomy places the organism in Eukaryota, Metazoa, Chordata, Lepidosauria, Squamata, Phrynosomatidae. Gene Ontology annotation, cellular component: nucleus. The transcript has 2 exons.